GUCCUGUCAGCGGAAGAAGACGUCAUCCUACAGGACAGACUGAAUAACUGUCAUGUCGUGGAUUCGAGAGACGGAACUUAGACUUCUUGAAAGGCUUACUGCCAACAUCCUAAAGGCAGGGCCCAUGCCCAAACAUGUGGCCUUCAUUAUGGAUGGUAACCGACGUUACGCUCAAAAGAGGCACGUGGAGAGGCAGGAGGGUCACACUCAGGGCUUUGACAAACUGGCAGAGACGCUUCGCUGGUGCCUAAACCUGGGCAUCCAUGAGGUCACUGUUUACGCGUUCAGCAUUGAGAACUUCAAGCGUUCCAGAGAGGAGGUGGAUGGUCUGAUUGAGCUGGCCAGACAAAAGUUCAGCCGGCUGUUGACGGAGCAAGAGAAUCUUGAGAAGCACGGUGUGUGUAUUCGGGUGCUGGGAGAUCUGACUCUGCUGCCAGAAGACCUGCAGCAAAUUAUUGCCAAAGCUGUCGUGUCUACUAGAGCACACAAUAAGUGUUUUCUGAAUGUGUGUUUUGCGUACACGUCGAGACAUGAAAUAGCAAAUGCUGUCAAGGAAAUGGCAUGGGGAGUAGAGCAGGGCUUGAUAAAAUCCAGUGAUGUGUCCGAAGCGCUCCUCAGUCAGUGUCUGUACAGCAGUAACUCCCCGAACCCCGAUCUGCUCAUCCGCACGUCUGGAGAAGUGCGCCUUAGUGACUUCCUGCUGUGGCAGACCUCAUAUUCCUGUCUGGCGUUCCAGUCUGUUCUGUGGCCGGAAUAUUCCUUCUGGAAUCUGUGUGAAGCCAUUCUACAGUACCAGCUGAGUUAUCGAUCUCUCCAGAAAGCUCAGGAGCUACACAAAGAAGGCCAAGUGCUACAGCAGAUGGAAGCAGAUCGCACCUGUGUGGCUGAACUCCUGCAGCAUCGUGGAAAUGGAAAACCUAUGGAUGCCCAGAGUCGACAGACAGCACUACUAAACUACACUGCCAGUAGAGAAGAGAGGGUUUGCUGCUUUCUGAACGCCCUUCAACACAAGAGAGACACUUUCCUCAAUGAUUUAAGCAGCCAGGCUGUCGUCGCUUAGCUUUGUAUUGACUAAUCUGUAAAUAAUUUAGAUAUGGAAAGAUGUUUCACCCCGUUUUAUGGGGCUCUGGUUACAUGUAUGUUUGUCUUGGAAAUAACCCCUCUAUCAAUGGAUUAGCAAUCUUCUAAUAAAUUAAUUUUGAUUGAUAGCAGGGGCUGCCUUUAUGAACUAGAAAUGCUAAAAAAAAUACAAUGAGUGAAAUCUGUUCAA
Myxocyprinus asiaticus (Chinese sucker) is the source of this 1270-nucleotide messenger RNA. Its product is annotated as dehydrodolichyl diphosphate synthase complex subunit Dhdds-like. NCBI's taxonomy places the organism in Eukaryota, Metazoa, Chordata, Actinopteri, Cypriniformes, Catostomidae. The record is from RefSeq and is a predicted model, not a curated record. Bases 53 to 1060 code for a protein of 335 amino acids. Gene Ontology annotation, cellular component: dehydrodolichyl diphosphate synthase complex; endoplasmic reticulum. Gene Ontology annotation, molecular function: ditrans,polycis-polyprenyl diphosphate synthase [(2E,6E)-farnesyl diphosphate specific] activity. Gene Ontology annotation, biological process: polyprenol biosynthetic process. The transcript has 9 exons.